AUGCCCGAACCAGUCGGCAACCUUUUCUGUCUAUUUUUCUUUUCCUCUUUUUCUAUUUCUUCCGGGUUUCUUUUACUUAUUUUUGAAUUUAUUUCUUCUUUUUCCCACUUUACUAUUUUAUUCUUUCCACUUCCAUUUUCUUUUCGUUCAUUUUUUUCUUUUUUCUCCUCCUUUUCUCUUCUCUUUUUAUCCCUAUUUUCUAUUGUUCCUUUUUUAUUUUUCUCAACCUCUCUCUCGCUUAUGCUUCAUUACAUUCAUGCACUUUUCAUUUUUUUUCUUUAUUUUCCCGCUUUUUUUUCUAUUUCUUUUUCUUUUAAAUUUCUUCCCGUUUUUAUACUUUCUCUCUCAUUUCGCUUUCUCUUUUUUUCAUCUUUUAUAAUUCAUUCCGUUUUUAUUCCUUUUUAUUCCUAUUUUGUUUCGCUUUCUUUUACGUUUCUAAUUAAUUCAUUCUUUUUCUCUCUGCUCAUUUAUUUUUUGCCUCUUUCCUUUUUUUUUCAUUUAAUUUCACUUUUUCUUUCUUUUUUCUUACAUUUUCUUUUUUUCACUUUAUUUUACCUGUCUUUCCAUUUUCUUCUUUUUCACUUAUAUUUCUUUCCUGGUCUUCUUUCUCUUGCCUUUCAUUUUCCCUCUAUUCUAUACACACACACACACACUCUCUCUGUCUCUCUGUCUCUCUCUCUCUCUUUCUUUUCUGUUUUUCUCUUCUCCAUUAUUUAUUCUCUUCCUCUCCUAACUCUUUCGUUUUUAUCCUCUUUUCACUCACUUUCCUAUUUGUUUGUCUUUUUCUUUCACUUUUUGAUUUUUGUUUCUUAUCUCUCUUCACUUUUCUUUUCUUUCUUUUCUUUUCUUUCUAUUCCUUUUCUUUUUCUUCUUUUUUCUUUGGCUUUUCUUCCUAUGGUUUUUUCUUUAUUUACUCUUACUUUAUCUUUAUUUGCUAUUUCCAUUUCUCUUUCUCUCUCUCCUUUUGUCUAUAUCUUAUGCUUCCAUUUGUUCUUACUCUCUCUUUCUUUUUCUUAUUGUUCUCUCCUUUUCUCGUCUGUCUCUGUUUCUUCAUGUCUUUCCGUUUCUAGUUUUCUUUCUCUUUUCUUUUAUAACCUUUCUCUUCUACUUCUUUAUCACUAUUUGUAUUUCCUUUUUCUUCCACGUUUUUUUUCUCUUUUCUCCUUAUUUUUUAUUCUUUCUUUCUCUUCUCUCUCCCCCUCUUUUCUUUUUCUUCCCUUUCCAUUUCACUUUUAUUUUCUCUUACUUUUAUUAUUAUCUCUUUUUCUCUAUCGUCAUUUUUCUCUUUCUUUUUUUAAUUCUUUCGCUUUCUUUUUUUUUCUUCCUAUUUUCUAUCCUUCUUCCUUGUGUUUCUUUUUAUUGUUUCUUUUCUUUUCUCUUUUGCCUUCACUUUUCUGUUACUUUCAUGUUUGA
Acanthosepion pharaonis is the source of this 1413-nucleotide messenger RNA. The record is from the annotation of a GenBank genome assembly. Lineage: Eukaryota; Metazoa; Mollusca; Cephalopoda; Sepiida; Sepiidae.